CUGGACGAGCUUCCCUUUGCCAACGUCAGCUCCUAUUUGUUUGGAUUCCUGAGUCUUUGCUGUGGGUCGGAGAGUGAGGGAGAGAUGGGGAGUGAGGGAGAGAUGGGGAGUGAGAUGAAGUUCUUGGUGAAGGUGGAGGAGGGGAAGGCGGGCGAUGGAGAGAGGCCAUCUGUGGGACCUGUCUACAGGAGCGCCUUUGCCAAGGAUGGAUUCCCCGAGCCGGUGCCGGGACUCGAGAGCUGCUGGGAUGUCUUCCGUAUUUCUGUACAAAGAAAUCCACAAAACCCAAUGCUAGGAAGGCGAGAAAUUCUGGAUGGAAAGCCAGGUAAAUAUGUGUGGAUGACAUACCAAGAGGUCUAUGACAUUGCUAUGAAAGUUGGACUUUCUAUCAGAAGUUGUGGUGUUGAGCCGGGAGGACGCUGUGGUAUAUAUGGUGCCAACUGCCCUGAAUGGCUUAUGAGUAUGGAGGCUUGCAAUGCUCAUGGCAUAUAUUGUGUCCCCUUGUACGAUACUCUAGGUGCUGGAGCAGUUGAGUUUAUUAUAUGCCAUGCGGAGGUUUCUAUUGCAUUUGUUGAAGAGAAAAAGAUCGCUGAGAUGCUGAAAAUCUUAUCUAAUUCAUCAAAAUUCUUGAAGACUCUAGUUAGCUUUGGGAAGUUUCCAAAUGAACAACGGGAAGAGGUUGAGAAGUUUGGCUUAGCAGCUUAUUCUUGGGAUGAUUUUUUACUAUUGGGAGAUAAAAAACAGUUUGAUUUCCCAUCUCCUAAGAAAGAUGACAUCUGUACCAUAAUGUAUACUAGUGGCACAACUGGUGAUCCUAAGGGAGUUCUCUUAAGCAACAAGAGUAUCGUCACUCUCAUUUCUGGUGUUGAGCGGCUACUCGAAUGUGUGAAUGAAGAGUUGACUCACAAGGAUGUUUACUUAUCUUACCUACCGCUUGCACACAUAUUUGAUCGGGUAAUUGAAGAACUAUUUAUAUGGAAAGGCGCUUCAAUAGGAUUUUGGCAUGGGGAUGUUAAAUUAUUGGUCGAUGAUAUUGGAGAACUAAAACCAACCAUCUUUUGUGGUGUCCCACGUGUUCUGGAUCGAAUAUAUUCAGGGCUUAUGCAAAGAAUCUCCUCAGGCGGGCUUUUGAGAAGAACACUGUUUAAUAUUGCACAUUCAUAUAAAUAUAAUUGUAUGAAAAAGGGGUUCAAACAUGAGCAGGCUGCUCCAAUAUUUGAUGCAAUAGUUUUCAGUAAGGUAAGACAAGGAUUAGGAGGUCGUGUACGGCUCAUUCUCUCUGGUGCAGCACCACUUGCUACUCAUGUAGAAGCUUUUCUAAGAGUCGUGUCAUGUGCACAUGUUUUACAGGGCUACGGUCUCACUGAAACAUGUGCAGGGACAUUUGUUUCUCUACCGAAUGAACUGUCAAUGCUUGGUACUGUUGGGCCUCCUGUUCCUAAUGUGGAUGUACGCUUAGUGUCUGUUCCAGAAAUGGGAUAUGAUGCACUUUCAACCACUCCACGUGGAGAAAUUUGCAUAAGGGGAGACACAGUUUUCUCUGGUUAUUACAAGAGAGAUGAUCUAACAAAAGAAGUCUUGAUAGAUGGAUGGUUUCAUACAGGAGAUAUUGGCGAAUGGCAACCAGAGGGAAGUUUAAAGAUCAUUGAUAGGAAAAAGAACAUUUUCAAGUUGUCACAGGGAGAGUAUGUUGCAGUUGAAAAUCUGGAGAAUGUAUAUGGCUCUUGUGCUGCUACUGAUGCGAUAUGGAUAUAUGGGAAUAGCUUCGAGUCAUUCCUUGUAGCAGUUGUAAAUCCAAACAAACAAUCUCUUGAGCAUUGGGCUGAAGAAAAUGGAGAAAGUGGUGAUUUUACUGUUUUGUGUGCAAACCCAAAGGCUAAAGAAUAUAUGCUUGGGGAGCUUAAUAAAAUUGGGAAAGAGAAGAAGUUGAAAGGAUUUGAAUUUAUAAAAGCUGUUCACCUUGAUCCAUUACCUUUUGAUAUGGAACGGGACUUGAUUACACCAACAUACAAAAAGAAGCGACCACAACUGCAGAAAUACUAUCAGAACGUGAUUGACAACCUAUACAAGAGCAUCAAGUGAGCAAUUGUGUGGCGAUGGACAUGUAACUGUAGGUAUAUCUCGUGUCCGAUAAUUGGUUUAGUCAAGUACUGGUCCAUUUAACAGUUCAUGUGUAUUGUGGCAAUGAACAAAACCUUUAUAAAGGUGUCAAAUAUGGUUCAGAUCAAUAGAUAGCAUAAGUAAUUUCAUCUCUGUGUCUCUUCAAAAUGUUUGCUGUGUAAAUCAUAAUCUGGUGCUUUGGAUUUAUUAUUGGUACGGGCUCCAUCUAUUGUGAAAGUAAUAAUGAACAAUGUUUCGAACUAGGGAAUGGUAACCAGCAUUUCCUUUCAUAUAUAUCAUUGAAAAACUUCGAAUGUUUAUUCUA
Molecule: messenger RNA, 2425 nt
Organism: Nymphaea colorata (pocket water lily)
Lineage: Eukaryota; Viridiplantae; Streptophyta; Magnoliopsida; Nymphaeales; Nymphaeaceae
Product: long chain acyl-CoA synthetase 4
Exons: 19
Coding region: 85-2082 (665 amino acids)
Biological process (GO): fatty acid metabolic process
Cellular component (GO): endoplasmic reticulum; membrane
Molecular function (GO): long-chain fatty acid-CoA ligase activity
Source: RefSeq, a predicted model, not a curated record